Molecule: messenger RNA, 13875 nt
Organism: Aspergillus campestris IBT 28561
Lineage: Eukaryota; Fungi; Ascomycota; Eurotiomycetes; Eurotiales; Aspergillaceae
Product: AAA family ATPase midasin
Exons: 24
Coding region: 1-13764 (4587 amino acids)
Biological process (GO): rRNA processing; ribosomal large subunit assembly
Cellular component (GO): preribosome, large subunit precursor; nucleus
Molecular function (GO): ATP binding; ATP hydrolysis activity
Source: RefSeq, a predicted model, not a curated record
AUGAAUGCCGGACCUGCAUACACGAGGACUCUUAAUGAGUCCCAAAUAUUGGAACAGCUUCCGAAUGAGAUUGCGGAACUCAUUCGUACAGCUUCUGGGACUCAAUACCUGAAUGCGCUGGCGGUUGGCGCAUUGAGGUCAACAUGCAUAGAACGAUUUUUUUGCAUAUACGAACCUAUUUUUGUUGACUUAGCAGCAAGAUGGCUUGAUUCCGACCUUCAUGCCGACCAGGUCGAAGUCAUCUCAGCCUUUGGACGAAUCCUACCGUUUGCGCCAUAUUUGCGAUCAUUUGCCAGCCAGUAUGCCGUUUCUCGGGCUGGUCCUCUUUCGGCUUUGGCUACGUCGGACGCCCCAGCGCCCUCGCAAUUGGAAGACAGCACCCUUCGCACGCUGCUCCUCGCUAUCUUCAGACUUAUGUCCUUUGACCUGGAACUAUUCUCGAAGGCCGUCUCACCGUCACGGCUGCAGUCUCUCUUCCGACACCGCGAUCGAUCCGUUAGAUACUUGGCAGUACGAUGCUUUGCUUUAUAUAUGCGCGCUGCCGAUGCUGCAACGGAGCGGAUAGUAUGGACAAAUAUCCCCGAAGAUACUGUGGAGGGGGAAUGGGAGGGCAUCGUGAUUGAUUACCGAUGCCUCGGUCUUUGGGAGGAACAACGCUGGAACACACUAGAGAAGCAGAUCCAGCUUGCGAGGUCAACACGGUCGAUUCCGGAAUCUUUAUCGCAAGUAGAACAAUUGCGAGACUAUCUCACCCCGCGAACGGCCGAAGUCUGCGGUGUUUUGAUUCCGCGAUUAACUGAAACGCCAUCGUCGCCCUCCUCGAUUGUCAAAACACCUACCGCUAUCGGAAACCUCCGCAAGAUCGCGACGGCACUGACCGAGUCGAAGCCCAUGUUGCUUAUCGGGUUACCGAAUUCGGGAAAGACUACAUUGUCCGAAUCAAUGGUCACAUUACACUUGAACGAACAGACAGACGCUAAGAGUCUUCUUGGAAUGUAUUCCACGUCUCCUGCCACGGGCUCGUUUGCUUGGCAGCCUGGUGUCUUGACGAAGGCCGCAAGAGAAGGUCGCUGGAUUUUGAUUGAAGACUUGAACCGCGCUCCUUCCGAAGUGAUAGGCCUUAUUCUCCCCAUCAUUGAAAAGGGAGAGUUGACUAUUGCCAGCAGAAAAGAGCGGAUCAAAUGUGCAGAAGGUUUCAAAAUUAUUGCGACAAUGAAAUCUUCCUACAACAUCGCCGGAGAAGAGGUUGCACCCAGCACCAACAUCUUGGGGAGCAGGCUAUGGGAGCGCGUACAGGUGGAUUCUUUCUCAAUUGAGGAGGUCCAGAAGGUGAUCACAGAAAAGUUCCCUCUACUGGAAUCGCGGGUCCCGACGAUCAUGAAUGUAUACCAAAAGCUCUGCUCCUCGUUUCAUGGAAGCCUUGCGAUUAAGAGCUCUCAAGGCCGGACACCCGGCCUGCGCGACCUGAUAAAGCUUUGCAGUCGAAUGCACAGGCGAUUAAAAAAUCUCGGCGCCAAAACUGGUUACGAAGCAACGCCGGAGGGAGCUGAAGAUGAGAUGUUUCUAGAUAUUGUGGAUAUAUUCCUUACAUAUAUUCCCGAAAAGUCUCUGGCAGAUUCUCUUGCCUUGGUCGUCGCGGAAGCUCUCCAAAUAUCGCCGCAGCGCGCGCGCUUUUGCUUGCAUGAGCGAACGCCCCCAUACUCCGACCAAGGAAACAGCAUCAUCCUUGGGAGAGAAACCUGCCAGAAGAUCAAAGUCCCCAGUGGCUCCAUCUCGAAAACUUCCUCGUCUCGCUUCGCUUCCACAAGAUCCGCCUUGAAGCUCAUGGAGCAAGUCGCUGCCGCCGUUCAAAUGGCAGAGCCUACCCUUCUUGUUGGAGAAACGGGCAUUGGCAAAACCACAGUGAUCCAGCGACUUGCUACGCUUAUGCGCCAGAAACUAACGGUAGUGAACUUGUCGCAACAGAGUGAAAGCACCGACUUGCUAGGUGGCUUUAAACCCGUCAAUAUUCGCACUAUGGCUGUACCCAUGCUCGACGAGUUCAACGCGCUGUUCGAGCUGACGUUUUCGGCCAAGAAAAACCAGAAGUUCUUGUCGUCCGUUGCGAAGAGCGUUGCAGCAGGCAAUUGGACUCGUCUGCUAACCCUUUGGCAUGAGGCAGUACGGUUGGCUGAAGGUGUUUUCAAAUCUGGCGCACAAGAAAAGGCGGGUGAAGACGGACAGCCUUCUAAGAAGAGAAAGCUCGACUCGCCCAAGUACCAAUAUCUGCGGCAGAGAUGGGAUCGGUUUUCGGCGCAGUUAGAGGACUUCGAGAUGCAAGUGUCCCAGGGCGACGCCAAGUUCGCAUUCGCCUUUGUACAGGGAAAGAUCGUCCGCGCGUUGAGGAAUGGCGAAUGGGUGCUCCUUGAUGAAAUCAAUUUGGCCUCGCCAGACACGCUUGAGAACAUUGCCAGUCUUUUGCACCAUGGCACCGAGGGUUCGCCUUCUGUAUUGCUUUCCGAAGCCGGAGACGUGGAACGCGUAUUUGGACACCCGGACUUCCGCAUAUUCGGUGCCAUGAACCCUGCUACCGAUGCAGGAAAGAAAGACCUUCCUCCAGGCCUCAGGUCUCGAUUCACCGAAUGCUAUGUACAACCCCCGGACAGUGAUCUCGACGACCUCCUAUCCCUGAUCCAGAAAUAUCUGGGCGACUUGAGCCUUGGGGAUUCGAGAAUCGUCUCGGACCUUGCGCAGCUGUAUAUGGAAACAAAGGCGCUUAGCAACCAUAACAAACUCACCGACGGGGCUGGACAACGUCCACAUUUCAGCAUCAGAACUCUCGUCCGUGCUCUAGUCUAUCAUAUUUUCAACAACUCAAAGAAUGCGCGGGCAAUUCUCGGGCAGACACCGAGACCUCCCGAUGAUGGGCAUGAAUAUGUGCAGUUCAAGCACUAUUGGAUGCGACAAGGACCGUUCCCUCCCAAGGAGGAACCACAUUACAUCAUAACCCCAUUCAUUGAGAAAAACCUCAAGAAUUUGGUGCGAGCAAGUUCAACGCGACGAUUUCCGGUUCUUCUGCAGGGUCCAACCUCCGCCGGUAAGACAAGCAUGAUUGAGUAUCUUGCUAAGGUGUCGGGGAACAAGUUUGUCCGUAUCAACAACCAUGAGCACACUGAUCUUCAAGAGUACUUGGGUUCUUAUGUGUCUGGCGACGAUGGGACUUUGCGCUACCAGGAAGGUAUUCUGGUAGAAGCCCUUCGAAAUGGCUACUGGAUUGUCCUUGACGAACUUAACCUGGCACCUUCCGACGUCCUAGAAGCACUGAACCGCCUUCUUGAUGACAAUCGUGAAUUAUUCAUACCAGAGACCCAAGAAGUGGUUCACCCCCAUUCCAACUUCAUGCUUUUUGCGACCCAAAAUCCAGCUGGUCUGUAUGGUGGUCGAAAAGUCUUGUCCCGUGCUUUCCGAAACCGUUUCCUUGAGCUACACUUUGAUGAUAUCCCGGAGAGUGAAUUAGAGUUCAUCUUGAAGGAACGAUCUCAAAUUGCGCCCUCUUUCUGUGCCAGAAUUGUGUCUGUUUAUCGAAAGCUCUCGCUCCUGCGCCAAGCGAACAGACUCUUUGAACAGAAGAACAGCUUUGCUACCCUGCGUGACCUCUUUCGAUGGGCGCUUCGCGAAGCAGAUGAUCGCGAACAAUUGGCAGUUAACGGCUUCAUGCUACUAGCAGAGCGAGUUCGAAACCCACAGGAGAGGGCGGCGGUGAAAGGGGUAAUUGAAGAAGUUAUGAGGGUUCGCAUCGAUGAAGAUGUCAUUUACAGCACCUCUGAACUAGAAAAGCGCGCACCCCUUCUCACGAGUCUGGCCCCUGGAGUUGUUUGGACAAAGGCAAUGAGGAGGCUUUUCAUCUUGGUAUCAGCCGCUAUCGAGAACAACGAGCCUGUCCUCCUUGUUGGAGAAACUGGUUGCGGCAAGACUCAACUUUGUCAAGCUGUCGCAGAGGCCUAUAAGAAGCACCUGUUGAUCGUCAAUGCCCACGUUAACUUGGAGACGGGCGAUCUCAUCGGAGCUCAACGGCCCAUUAGAAACAGGGCAGCCAUUGAAAGUCAGUUGCUCACCGAUGUCCAAGCAGUGCUCGAGGAGGAUGUUGCGUCGAAGUCUCCCGAAGAGCUCAAACAAGCAUUGGCUGCCAUAGGCGCGGAAAAGUUGCAAGGUAUUGAGCCUGGCCUCAUCCAGAGAAUCGAGGCCAACUUUGCCCGCCUUAAUGCUCUCUUUGAAUGGUCCGAUGGUAGUCUGAUAACUGCCAUGAAGACCGGGCAGUUUUUCCUUCUGGACGAGAUCUCUCUUGCAGACGACUCUGUUCUUGAAAGACUCAACAGUGUUCUCGAGCCUCACAGAUCGAUCCUUCUCGCAGAAAAGGGUCCCAUCGAUUCUAUGGUGGUUGCCGAUAGAGGGUUCCAAUUUCUAUCCACCAUGAACCCUGGAGGAGAUUAUGGCAAACGCGAACUUUCAGCUGCUCUUCGGAAUCGAAUGACUGAAAUUUGGGCCCCCCAACUCUCUGAAGAUGAUGACAUUUUGCCGAUUCUUCAAAUCAAAAUCCAGUUGUCAUCGGAACAGAUCCCCAAGUCGAUGCUACAGUUUGCUAAGUGGUUCAAGUGGACGUUCCAGAACUCGACCACUACGUCGCUGUCCAUUCGUGAUCUUCUUGCUUGGGUUGACUUCGUGAACAAGUGUCAAAGUGCGGAUCCUCUUUUCUCGGUCGUACAAGGUGCCGCUAUGGUGUUCAUAGACACUCUGGGUGCCAAUCCGGCUGCGAUGCUUGCCACCGCCCUUGACAACCUUGAAGGUAAUCGAAGACGCUGUUUAGACAAGCUGCGCGAGCUCUUCGAUGUCGACGCUGCAAGCAUUUAUCUCCAGAAGACAAAUAUCGACACCCAAGAUGGCUCUCUACGUGUGGGCCCCUUCAGCCUUGCUAUCAAUGGUGGCGCAAAGCCAGACCCUGAAUUUAUCAUGGAUGCGCCUACCACUCUACCUAAGCCGAUCCUCAUGGAAGGUAGCCCCGGUGUUGGGAAAACUACCUUGCCACUAACCCGUAUUAACCUUUCAGAACAGACUGAUCUUACAGAUUUAUUUGGUUCAGAUGUCCCUGUAGAAGGUGGCGACGUGGGCCAGUUUACCUGGCGGGAUGCUCCAUUCCUGCAAGCUAUGCAGCGGGGUGACUGGUCGGUCCUUGAGGGCUUGAACGCUUGUUUGGAUCACCGUCAAACGGUUUACGUUGCCGAACUUGACCAGACCUUCCAUAGACACCCUAACUUCGUUCUCUUUGCCGCGCAGAACCCGCAUCAUCAAGGUGGUGGCAGAAAAGGACUUCCUGCGUCAUUUGUCAACCGGUUCACUGUUGUGUAUGCUGACGCGUUUACUGACACUGACUUGAAGAGAAUAUGCGCAAAACUUUUCCCUGGUAGCCCGACGCUGCAGACUGACCGACUAGUCAAGUUUGUUUCUCUGCUGAACACAGCCAUCACAAAGGAACGCCGAUUAGGUGUUGUUGGUGGCCCUUGGGAGGUCAACUUGCGAGACAUUCAAAGAUGGCUUCAGCUUGCCGACCGUGGAGACUUGCAGAUAUCCACGAAUAACUUCCUCGAUGUCAUCAUCUCUCAGCGUUUCAGGACUGCGGAAGAUCGAGAACUGGUCUCGCAGCUGUACAACCAAAUUUUCAACGAUACCCCGAACCUCGCCAAGAGCUACUAUCACAAUCUCACUCCAGAGUACAUGCAGGUUGGCUUAGGGGUAAUGCAGAGAGAUACCCUCAUCCAGCAAAUCCCAGAACCCCAGAUGAGGAUACUUCCGGCGGAUCUCCCCACUCUUGAGUCGUUGAUGCUGUGCAUAGAGCAAGCAUGGCCGAGCAUUCUUGUUGGGCCGUCUGGUUGUGGAAAGACAACCCUCAUCAGAAAGCUUGCUGCUGUCAAUGGUGCUCACCUAGUCGAACUUGCUCUAAGCGCCGACACUGAUACCAUGGAUCUUAUCGGUGGCUUUGAACAGAUUGACUACCGAAGAGAGGUGUCGAGCCUUGUUCGAGAGAUCUCUUUGUUCCUUAGUCGAUAUAUCCUCUCGUUCUACUCACCAGACAAACCCUUGGACGAAAUCACCGGCUUCCUUGAGCUCCACGAAGGUCUACAGGACCCGGAUGUAUCACUGGACACAGUGUGUUCAAUGCUUACAUCUCUGUGCCAGUCUUUUGCCGGGAAAGAGCUUGAAGAUCUCCUUAGACGCGCACAGGCAUUAUCAGAAGUGUCGAAACAAUCCCAUGCGAUGCGGGUUGGCUUUGAGUGGACCGAAGGUGUUUUGACUCAAGCUGUCCAGCAUGGCCAUUGGGUUGUCCUUGAUAAUGCCAAUUUGUGCAAUCCGUCUGUUCUCGAUAGAUUGAACUCCUUGGCUGAACCAAACGGUGAUCUUAUACUCAAUGAACAGCGCACUGAGGAUGGAUCAGCUCGAAUCAUUACUCCCCACCCGAAUUUCAGGCUGUUUCUCACUGUGGAUCCUCGCCAUGGGGAGCUGUCCCGUGCGAUGCGGAACCGAUGCGUUGAGAUUUGCUUCUUGCCUCAAGAAAAUGAUCCCGCGACUAGCGCAGUCAUGCCUUCCUACACUUGCCAAUCAUUCCUAUACCGUCUCCGGACAGUGUGGAGUCUCAAUUCGUCCAUGGCCGCCGAAGACCGCUCAAGACUUCUUCAUGAAGUGUGCUUUGACCAUCUCUCCGUUACAGACCUGGCAUAUCUUCAGCGAUCGACCCAGUUUUUCGUGCAAUACUUCCCUGAAAUGACUGAAGAGUCGUUAUUGUCACUUCUGCAUCGAUUCAUAUCCGUUGUGCAGGACAAUACGUCAUGGAAGCCUCUUGAGAGCACCAAGGCUGAAAUUCAAUUAAGUGGCGCUUCUUUCGCCCUCCAGGGACCAUCACAGCCAAUCCAUCCUCUAGUGAAUGAACCCCUGGUUGCCGUCAUGUGCAAUCAUGUACCCGUGACCUCGAUAAUCUCUUUGGCGCAGUUGCAGGAAGUUAAACUUGACUUGCAUCGCCUAAGACAGGGCUUGCUCCAAGCAGACGAGUCAGGGAAGCUUUUGAAGCCGAGCCAAAUGAGCCGUUUGGAGAGAUCUUUGGCGUCAGGACGGAUACCAUCUUUGAUGAAAGACCCAACACAACCAGUCGGCUUUUUCCUUUCCGACUGCGGACAAGCAUUAUAUGAUUUCGUCCAGGGCCUCGGGUAUGAAGAUCUGCAGGCGCCCCAUAUCGUCCAUGCUCUUCGGGCUGUCGUGAAUUACUGUGCGGAUGUCUUCCGGGUUUCUACGUCUCACGCAGUGGAUGAGGGCGAGUUUCAGAUUUAUCUUCAAACGGGGCGGGAGUUGUGUACUUCUUUCGAUUCCUGGGACUCCCUGAAGCCAUUGGCUCUUUCCUUGUCUCAAGGGCUUAGUCGAUUCCAAGAAAACUGGGCUCUAAAGACGGGUCUCAGUAUGCAACGCCUUUGGGAGACCUGGAGACCAGCAACCCCUGCGACCCAUGACCAGUUAGCUUCUGUACUGGACCUGGAGAAGGUUGCAUCUGAGUUCACAGGAGUAGCCACCAAGACGCACCUUGAUUUGUCUCAACUGAGCAAGGUCCGUAAUUCUCUGAUUGAAGCUCAGCGGUCUAUCCUUAUGGAUGGUGCCGAUGAAGGCCAGCUUGUCCAGGCCCUCAGCCAAACGGUCUCGGAGCUGAAGAGUGUCGUGCAACGAUCAGUCUCAGCCGAAGAUCCGUAUUUUACAACUGAUUUUGAAGCUCUGUGUCAAUACCAUGACAUCUCUUCUCUCGUCGAAGCACAAAAUGGGGACGAGACCAUUCGGUCCAUUCUUCCGCUAUUGGCUAUGCGUCCUGCGCGGCCAUUAGAUUUGUCAAAGUUGAAGAGUCAAGUCCCUGGCAUGCUUCACAGACUUGCGUUGUUCGCAGGAUCAGCCAACUCAUCGAUGAUCGGUGCCGCAGUCACUGGUACUAUGUCUUUGUCGUUGCUUGGAAAGCUCAAGCUCGUAGAUAAUACGAGCCUGGGUCAGAUGGCUUCAUUGGAAAUCGAGAAACGGGUUCUCUCCAAGGCUGUUGCUUUGACUUCCCGCGAGAUCUCCAUGAACCAAAUGAAUGUUCUCCGACAAGUGCUGACGAGACUCGCUAAGGGGCUACUGUCGGCGCACGGCGAGUUUUUGGAGCCUCAGUCCUUGGUUCAGAUUUCGAAUGUUUUCCAAGCAGUCGAAGAAAACGGCUCAUACAACGGUCCUUCGUUUGAGAUUUGCUUGGAGAAGAGUCUGCCGGCUGAUCAUUACUUCAAGGAUUAUGCGCAAAGAGCACUUCCCAAUCUUAUUCAUUCCCUGACGACAGAUUCGCAAGAAGAUGGAGUUGAUGGAAAUAUUGGUGCUGCUGUAGUCCAACUGGCUGUCAUUCUCCUGCGGUUGUUCGUCCCCGACAAGCCUUUUGAUCCGUCUUUGAGCCUGGUCGUCCAAAGACAACGCCACUCCCAGCGUACGGUGGAACUGACUGAGAAGGCCGAUGCUAUUUCUUCAUUUGAGGUCGGGUUCUCGGGCCAAUCUUCCAACGCGCGCCACCGAAUUGUUCAAGAAGAGCUGCGCGACUUGGGAGCAGCUCCCCCGCCGUCUUCGAUUACUCGACCGCAGGCGUCUGAGAUCAAUUUGUUGCAAGGCGAAUUCUCUAACCUGCUCAAAUCUGUCCUUGAUCGAUGCUCUGACAGUCUCAUCAGCCCAGCUGACGGGGAUCUUUCCGAAGCCUACCGAAUGAUUAACCUGAUCCGUGACAAUGUCCGCCAAUUGACGCAACGUUUGACUACGCAUUACCGUUCUUACGAUGAUAUAACCGUGCCCGUCGUCCGUUUCCUUCAACUACUGGACCUGGGUCUUUCCCUCCACCUUGUGCAAGCUAUUAGUAGGAGCACGCCAUUCCUUGCGGAGACUAGUCCUAAGUGGGCGACAACUUUGUGGUUCCAUGAACUUUCGUCGUUGCACGUCGCCCAAAAUGCUGAUCCAGGUAUUCUUCACACUGCGGCUGGGCGGGAGGCACUUCGCCGGUUAUUCGGGCAAUUCCAUGUGCUGUGGAAAGCCAAGUUGCGCGAGGACCAGGAGACAGAGGAGCAGAAGUCGAACCUGUACCAUUAUAAGGGUUCUUGGGAAGACAACGAGGAAGUUGAUGAGAACGAGCUGAAGGAGCUCUUCCCUACAUAUGACGAAAACACGGCCGACGAAGAAGAAAAGCCGAGUCAUAUCAACACCAGGGAUAUCACUGUCCGAAUUGCCUCGUUACAUGCAAAGCUCUUCCAAUCACAGGACCAGGAAGCCGUGCUUUCGGCAUACGUCAAGCAUUCUCUCACUUCGCGGGUACAUCCCAAGGAGCAUGUUCCGGGUAUCUUGCUUCUGUUAGAGGGUGCUUUGGACAGAGGAUCGGAGAAGAAGGCGAACUACAACUUCUAUACCGACGCAAACCUUGUUGAGGCCAAGAGGCUGAUCCAACAGACUUGGCCGGAGCAUGCGGAAAUUCUCCAAUUCAAGCACGCUGAGCCGAUCGCGAAAUUCCUCACCAAGCUUGUUGCAAGCCGAGACUGGCGAAGAGUCGAGCUGUCAACAUGGGCGAGACUCCUGGAUCUGGAGAAAGAGAAGUGCGACCAAGAUCUUGCAGAAUCCGGCGAAGAACUGGGUGACCAUAUUCGAGAGGUCGUCUCUACCCUGGAGCAAUUCUUCAAAUCGACAAGCUUGGGCCAGUACAGCUCGCACUUCCCGUCGCUGGGACAGGUUUGCUCUGCAUUGGACAACUUCGUUGAGCAUUACCGACAAUUCGAGCCUCCGAUCCACAAGAUCUUGAACGAGAGGAGAACAGCCCUGGAGAAGGAUAUCAAGGAGCAAAUCCAGCUGGCUAGUUGGAAAGAUACGAACAUUGUUAUCCUCCGGGAGAGUGCUCAGAUCCUGGCGCAGCCCGCUCAGCAAACCCUGGAGCAAGAUAUGCCCGAGGGCAGUGAAGAGCCAACUCUCGCUCCUAGCGUGCUCGCCCUGCCAUCCACCAGUUUCCCAGAAGCACUUGCGAUGUGCCAAAGACAAGACGGGAUCUGGGCCAACCGAGCACCUCGAUUCCGAGACCCCGAUGGAACCGCCAGCAACAUGAAGCAGAUGUACGUCUCGAUUCCGACCGAGUUCGAUAUGUCGGAAGAUAUGGACGGCUUCGCCAAGUAUUUCAUCGAGUCAAUCCAGGAAUUCAAGACGCAGACCCCGAAGACCCUAACCGAAGACAACAAAGACGAUGUCCAGCACAUGAAGGUCCAGAAACGUCGUUUCUACGGGGACAUUCUGCGGCACACCUCCUUGAUGGAAACACAAGCAACCGUGGCGCAAAACUCCGACCUCUACUUCCACAGAAUUCUAGACAUUCUGCCUCGUGUCCGUCAGGCGGCGCAUGAUUACUGCGAGGAACUCAGCAAUGUGGAAAUCUCGAGAAGUGCCGGGAAGCAGAGGGCUACCAUCUCCCCGGCAUUCGCCAACUUAGGGUCUCUCCGCGCGCUUCUGUCCAAGAUCACUAAUCUGUGGUCCGCUGGACCGGCUUCAGUUUCCAGGACAAGUGAAGGCUUUUCUGAGAACACAGAAGAUGUGAGGGCAGCAGUUCUGUGGUUGACGCCUAUACUUGGCUUGGCGGCUACUACCGUGAAACUGCAUAGCAAUUUCUCCGGAAUCGAUGCGUCUGAGGUGUCAAGAGGCCUACAGGAGUGGAAAUCGAAGUUCAGCGGUCUAAGAUCAUCUCUUGAUGGUCUCCCAGAACUUCCCCAUGGAAUUGCUCCGCGUCUGCACAAGGAGGUCCUGGAGACUUCUCUAUCCUCCUUUACUGAGCUAAAGGCAUACGUCACGCAAACAGCCGAAUCGCGCCCCGACCUGUCUUUCGUUCUCGACCAGAUCGUUCCCUGGACGAAUGUCCAGGUUGCAGCAGCCGAGGGCGCAAAGGACCAUAGCCCUCUGGCAAUCGAAGAAUUCGAGUCCACUCUGCUCACGACAGUCGACAAGAUCCUCAUCAGUCUGCAGAAGCUAAAGGAAGUGCCGAACUCUCUAGCACCCACCGGCUCCCUGGCCCGCAGCGACGAGUUCUUCACCAGGGCCAUCAAGGCAGCGCAUCUGUCCGAGAUCAUUGCUUCGCUCGAAGCCGUUCUGGAUAAGUUGCAACUUACUUCGAAUUCCGAGGCUGGUAUCCCCUUGGCUAUUACCCUUGUUGCCAGUCUGCUACCCAUCAUGAGCAAGUACCACAGCAUCUGCAAGGAUAUCGUGGAUCGGUUCGUGACGGUCCACCGCGAGACCUGCAAGAUGUCGUACAUCCUUUCCAAGUCGUUCAUCCAGGUAGCGUCCGAGGGCUUCUGCACUCCGCAGGAGGAGUCCACGGAAGAGGGCAACGCAGGGAAGCUGGAAGGCGGCACUGGUCUUGGGGCAGGAGAGGGAGCAGAAGAUAUCAGCAAGGACGUCGGAGAUGACGAAGACUUGACGGAACUUGCCCAGGAGGAGAAUACCGAGCAGGAUGGUGAAAUGGACGACUCGAAGGACGCAGUCAACAUGGAUCAGGAAGACCUGCGUGGGGAAGACGGCGAACGCAAGGAAGAAGAAGAAGGGGAUGACAAGGACGAAGACGGCGAAGAGGAGGACAACGAUAUCGACGAGGAGACUGGUAGUAUGUGGGACGGUGGCAAGGGCGCGUCGGAGACAGACGAGCAAACGGCCGCGCAAAACGAGAAAGAAGCCAAGAAGGACGAGAACGGCGAGGAAGACGAGAACGAGGAGCAGGAAAGCGAAGUCGAGGAGGAUGAAGAAGCUCCGGAGGAAGAGGGCGAGGCGGAGGAAGAAGCACUGGACCUCCCAGAGGAGAUGCAGCUCGACGGGGACGAAAAGGGGGAUGACGGAGCUGGCGACAGCGACGAUGACUUCGACGAUGGCCUCGACGAUGACCUUCCCGAUACUGGCGCCCCGGAGAACGAGCAGGAAGUUGACAACCUGGAAGACCCCGAAGGCGAAGUCGCGGAAGCACCCGGCGAAGACGAGGAAAUGGGCGAGAACGAGAAUGAGGAGGACUUCCCCGACGAGGGUGAGGCGGAAGGAGGCGAAGAAGACACGAAGGAGCCCGGCGAAGAGGAGCCCGAAGAAGCCCAGCAAGACGACUUCCUCACACAGCAAGAGGACAACGAAAUGGCUGGAGAAGAAGUGGCGCCAAGCGAAGCCAACCAAGAAAAGGGCUCCUCGGGCAACGCGCAGCAGGAGCAGGGAUCGACCGAUCAGACCGCCGAGAAGGAAGAACAGACCGGUGCCUCUAAAGACGGAGAAGAGAACGAACGGCACCGAGACGCCGGUGGCGGCGAGGACUCCAAACCAGAGGAUCCCCAGCUGCAGGCGUUCAAGAAACUCGGCGACGUCCUCGAAGAAUGGCACCGCCGGCAGAAGGAGAUCAAGGAGGCCUCCCAGCAGGAAGACGGCGAGACGGAGCAGCCCCUCGGAGAAGACGCCGACAUGGCCGACGCCGACUUCGAGCACCUCGCGGACCAAGACGACGCUCAAGCCCUCGACCAAAACAAGGGCGUCGAGUCGGACAUCAAGCCCGGCGACAACGAGCCCAUGCCCGACGUCACAGAGGAAGGCCAAGACCUCCCAGCCAACAUGCUCGAAGACGACGACAUGCAACUCGGCCAAGACGGCCCCCCAACCGAAGGCCAAGGCGCCUUCAUCCCAGGCAACAUCGACACGCAAGAGCGCACAACCGAAGGGCCCAACCAGACCGACGCGAACGACGAAAUUGACGCAGUCGACGCCCACCUAGCAGCCAUCCACCUCUCCUCGACCCUCCCCCCGCUCACCCCGCGCGACGAAGCCCAACGCCUCUGGUCGCACUACGAGUCCGCAACCAACGCGCUCUCCCUCUCGCUCACCGAACAACUCCGCCUCAUCCUCGCCCCAACAAUGGCCACCAAGCUCCGCGGCGACUUCCGCACCGGCAAGCGCCUCAACAUCAAGCGCAUCAUCCCCUACAUCGCCUCGCAAUACAAACGCGACAAGAUCUGGAUGCGCCGUUCGAUCCCCUCCAAGCGCAACUACCAGAUCAUGCUCGCCGUCGACGACAGCAAGUCCAUGCUCGAAAGCGGCAGCGGCCAGCUCGCCUUCGAGACGCUCGCGCUCGUCGCCAAAUCCCUCAGCAUGCUCGAAGCAGGCGACCUUUGCGUGCUCGGCUUCGGCAGCGAAGACCACGUGCGCGUCGCGCACGAGUUCGGCCAGCCUUUCUCCGCAGACGCAGGCUCCCAGGUCUUCCAGCACUUCAGCUACCAGCAGACGGGCACGAACGUGCGCAAGCUCAUCGCGGACUCGAUCGCGCUGUUCCGCGAGGCCCGCUGGAAGCAGUCUCCUGGCGCGGGCAACGCCGACCUGUGGCAGCUGGAGCUGGUGAUCUCGGAUGGUAUCUGCGAGGACCACGAUACGAUUAGGCGGCUGGUGCGGCAGGCGCAGGAGGAGCGGAUUAUGAUCGUGUUUAUCAUUGUUGAUGCUGUGAAGGGCAGCUCGAUCUUGGAUCUGAGCCAGGCGAGCUUUGAGCCGGAUGAGGAGAGCGGCACUGGCGAGAUGAAGCUCAAGAUGAAGCGGUAUCUGGAGGGAUUCCCGUUCCCUUAUUAUCUUGUUGUGAGGGAUGUUCGUGAGCUGCCGGCUGUUUUGGCGACUGCGCUGAAGCAGUGGUUUGCGGAGGUUGUGGAUGUUUCUUCUUGAUUUAUUAUAAUUCUUUUGUUUUGGUGUUUGGAUGUAUAGAUUGGGGUUCUUUUUUUUGUUUUCACUUUGUCUACAUGUUCCUUUCUGACUGUGGUUGUAACUACUAAAAAG